UUACCUGUAUAAACAGUUUCCAAAGCUCAAAGAUGCUGGAGGCUAUGAACUUCUGAAGGCUCGAGGUGCUACCCGCUCAAAAUCAUUGGAGAUAAUUCCUUGUCCUGAUGAAGGAUACUCGGCAGAGUACUUGAGCAACAGUACACUUGGCAUAGGAGCUGGCAUGAUUUACAUCAGACCUCUUCAGAAAUAUCUUAACUUAGAGUUUUCAGAGGGAAAAACAGGCCAAGGGCCACAAAUAGCCUGUUUGUACUGCCAAGAAAAAAUUUCUGUUGCUGAAAUGCAGAAACAUGUUGACCAAUGUGAAAUAGUGGAAAGUUGAGCCAAAUUUGUUUCGGGCUGCACUUCUAUACAGAAGGGAGCUUUUGGAAAGGGCUGAACGUCUUUCUGGGCUAACAGCAGGCCUGAACCUAUGCAGCAGUACACAGGAAAGAGAAAGAUAAAUGUUUACAUUCUAUAAAUCACAGCCUGACAACUGGGCUCGUCCAUUCUUCGUUCUACUCAGGGGUGAUGCAGCAAUUGGAGAUGGUGUGAAACGCUACUUCCUAUCUCAGGUUAUUUCUCGUGUGCAGUUUGGGUUUGCCCUAGAUUUUGACAAUUGUGGCAAAACCCUAUUUUUCACCGGUCAAGAAGAUCAUCUGGUGCCGUCAACCUCCCGAAUUCUGCUGGAUAGUGACCUGUUCCGCAUCGUUGGACGCAUGAUUGGCCAUUCAUUUAUUAAUGGUGGUCCCUCAUUGACUGGACUUAGUCCUGCUAUGUUUGGAAUAAUAACUGGACAAAUGAAUGAGACCGUUAUAAUUGAACUCGAAGAUUGCCCUGACACGGAUGUCAUUGAAAUUGUCCAUCUGCUUCAAAAACCAAAUACACUUGCUGAUGAUGAGUGUGUGAAAGUGAAUGACCUAGCUGUCAGUUGGGAUCUGCCUCGGGUCACUGCAGAAAAUAGACUGUGGCUAGCCCAAAGCAUUCUUCACCAUGCUGUCAUUGGCCAUCGCGAGAAACAGAUGCAACAGUUGAAGAAAGGACUGAAGGAUACUGGAGUAUUGCGCAUGGUUAAGGAACGACCUUCUCUUAUUGAAGUCCUAUUCCCACGAUCAUCUUCCCUGGCAAUUGAUGCACAGAUGAUCCUAGAAAGAGUAAUAUGGCCAAACCCUGACAGUGAUGAUGAGGAGAACUUCAGUCUGGAAACGUGCUGCAAAAUCACAUCCUUUUUCCGGCAAUACAUUGAAGAAGGUACACCACAAGAUCUGAAGAACCUUGUUGAAUUUUGGGUUGGCUGGACAAGCCUACCACAAGAACUGUAUGUGAAAGUAUUAGAUGUCAGAAUGCCAACUGCCUCAACCUGCAGGGAGACACUUAAACUCCCAUUACAUUACAGUCACUAUGAUGAUUUCAGCUCUGAUCUAAAAGCAGCUGUGUCUAGCAACAGUUUUGGAUUAGUUUAAAAGGAAGGUAUCACAAUAGUCCUUAAACUGUUGUUUUUGCUGAUUGUUCAAGUUUAAGAAAAUACAGUGAAAACAGUCAGAUA
Molecule: messenger RNA, 1525 nt
Organism: Sinocyclocheilus rhinocerous
Lineage: Eukaryota; Metazoa; Chordata; Actinopteri; Cypriniformes; Cyprinidae
Exons: 9
Coding region: 444-1442 (332 amino acids)
Molecular function (GO): ubiquitin-protein transferase activity
Source: RefSeq, a predicted model, not a curated record